AUGGCUGAGAACGCUGCCAGAGCCCUGCUGAUGAAGCUGGACGGCACCUGCGGGGGAGCCUUUGCAGCAGCCAGCUGCAGUGUGCAACCCUGGGAGAGCCUCUCCUCCAACAGCCACACCAGGACCGCUCUGCAUCUGGCCUGUGCCAAUGGCCAUGCAGAAGUGGUAACUCUCCUGUUAGAGAGAAAGUGCCAGCUGAACGUCUAUGACAGUGAACAAAGGACAGCUCUGAUGAAGGCUAUACAAUGCAAGGAAGAGGAAUAUGCAACCAUUCUGCUACAACAUGGUGCUGACCCAGAUAUUAUGGAUGCCAGUGGCAACACUGCUCUCCACUAUGCUGUCUGUGCUCAGGAUAUACCAAUAGCAGCCAAACUGCUUUCAUACAAUGCAAAUAUUGAGGCAAGAAACGAGGAUGGCUUCACACCACUUUUACUUGCUGUAGAUGAAAACAAACAGCAAAUGGUGGAAUUUUUAGUAAAUAAAGAAGCAAAUAUACAUGCAGUUGAUAAGACAAAAAGAACAGCCCUCAUGCUUGCUGUAAAUUUUGACUCAACGAAUAUAGUCAGUCUUCUUCUUCAGAAAGGUAUUGAUGUCUUUUCUCGAGAUUUCCGUGGAUGGACUGCAGACGAAUAUGCUCUUUUUAAUGGUUUUAUUAUCAGUCACAAACUGAUUUCUGAGUAUAAAGAAAAAAAGCUACCUGUGAGUUCCUCUCAAAAUAAUAAUCCAGGAGAGGAAGAGCAUUCUGAAGAAGACUCUUUAAGCAGGCUUUCCAACAAACCUGGCAUUGAUGAUUCAUGUCCUACAUCAGAUGAUAAAGACUUCGAUUUUGAUCCCAAGACUCUCCCCAAACCAAGCUUAACAAAGCUAAUGACUGCUCCUCAGCAAUUCAGGAAAAACAUAGAAGAAUAUCGUAGCAUUGUGAGACCACAAAAUAGAACCUUGUUGGAGGACAGUAGUUCUUAUAGUGCACGUGAAGAAGAUGUGGUUGAAACUCUCCAAAAGUUGCCAGUCAGAGUCCAGGGCCUCCCUCAUGCUGCCUUUCCAUCACCUGACCCUCUUCUAAAACCUCCCCUUGAGUCUUCAGCAGUCCCUGGUGCUACAAAGGAAGGAAUAACAAAACCAGCAAUUAUAGAAAAAGGAGCCUGUGUUGGUAUUACUGAAAGUGCUCCAAGAGAACAAAUGACUAGUGGCAAUAUGACUUCUGUUGUUGGAGCACACAAAGAUGAUAGAAGUGUGGAAGAAGUGAGGUUCUGAACUUCCAGUUAUUGAUCAGCUGCUUUCUUUGUAAAAAUAUAGAGGAUUCAUAUGGCAACAGGAUGAGGACUAUAUAAUCAACAAGUCCUAUUGGGUAUCAUUUCUUUUUGGAACAGUGUAUUCACAAAUAGGAUUUCUGUCUCUGGGAACUUGCACAUCUGUAGAAAACAAAUGAAAAAUUGGUAAGAAACCAUAAAAUAAAAUA
Messenger RNA from Choloepus didactylus (southern two-toed sloth), 1459 nucleotides. Its product is annotated as ankyrin repeat domain-containing protein 26-like. Gene Ontology annotation, molecular function: protein binding. The coding region runs from base 1 to 1254 and encodes 417 amino acids. The record is from RefSeq and is a predicted model, not a curated record. NCBI's taxonomy places the organism in Eukaryota, Metazoa, Chordata, Mammalia, Pilosa, Megalonychidae. The transcript has a single exon.